Haliotis rufescens (red abalone) is the source of this 9857-nucleotide messenger RNA. RefSeq lists its product as uncharacterized. The transcript has 3 exons. Bases 7704 to 8711 code for a protein of 335 amino acids. Lineage: Eukaryota; Metazoa; Mollusca; Gastropoda; Lepetellida; Haliotidae. The record is from RefSeq and is a predicted model, not a curated record.
UAGAAUAAGUCAAAUGUCUUAAGCUUGCAUUAUUAGUAGACAUCUAAACUGUUGUUCUGUUGUUCAUCAUGUUCAGUGGCAAAGUGUUUUUGAUUCAUUGUAAAGAUGUACUGUCAUAUAGGGUAGAACUGAUGUAAAGGAUGGCAUGGUGUGGGUUUCUCUUUUUGACCAAUAUUUUGAUAUUUAUUCCAAGGCAGUUAGAUGUACCGUAUAUCUUUUGAUGAUGACGGCAUGGAAAGGAUUUAUAGGCUUUUUAUGAGAUUUGAAGAAUAAAACAGAGGGUCUCUAACUUAACUAGCUAAAGCCACAUUUAUGUCUUUCCAUGAAGUAGAAGGCAAUGUGCAUCUGUUUAAAUCAUUCAUAUGCUUUUGCGAUACAUUAUUUAUAUGACAUUGAUUUCUUUCAAGAUUUUCGAAGAGUGAUUUUUCUCAAUAUUUUCUGUUUGCAUACUUUAAUUGAAUACCAGUGAUUGGAAACAAAUUGUUUUUCAUUUGAGGAUUUUUAGCAUAAGCCAUGUGUGGCAAGAUCUGUGUGUAAGAACUCAAUGUGUCCAUCUGUUUUAAGAUCAGUCUGUAACGUUUAGAGAACUGGAUGUAGAGAUUUUGUAGCACAAGUCACUCGCUGUGGUUAUUCAGUGGUCAGAUCCCAAGCACCCCCAGCUUGUCAUGGGGACUACAUCAGGGACUGGGUGGCCAGAGCAGGUCCCUACUACCCCCAACUUGUCAUGGGGACUACAUCAGAGACUGGGUGGCCAGAGCAGGUCCCAACUACCCCCAGCUUGUCAUGGUGUCUACAUGAGGGAGUGGGUGGCCAGAGCAGGUCCUAUGUACUUCCCACUUGUCAUGGGGACUACAUCAGGGACUGGGUGGCCAGAGCAGGUCCCAUGUACUUCUCACUUGUCAUGGGGACUACAUCAGGGACUGGGUGGCCAGAGCAGAUCCAAACUACCCCCAGCUUGUCAUGGUGUCUACAUGAGGGAGUGGGUGGCCAGAGCAGGUCCCAUAUACUUCCCACUUGUCAUGAGGACUGCAUCAGGGACUGGGUGGCCAGAGCAGAUCCCAACUAUCCCCAACUUGUCAUGGUGACUGCAUCAGGGACUGGGUGGCCAGAGCAGAUCCCAACUAUCCCCAACUUGUCAUGGUGACUACAUGAGGGAGUGGGUGGCCAGAGCAGGUCCCAUGUACUUCCCACUUAUCAUGGUGACUACAUCAGAGACUGGGUGGCCAGAGCAGAUCCAAACUACCCCCAGCUUGUCAUGGUGUCUACAUGAGGGUGUGGGUGGCCAGAGGAGGUCCCAUGUACUUCCCACUUGUCAUGGGGACUACAUCAGAGACUGGGUGGCCAGAGCAGGUCCCAUGUACUUCCCACUUGUCAUGGUGACUACAUCAGAGACUGGGUGGCCAGAGCAGGCCCUACGUACUUCCCACUUGUCAUGGUGACUACAUCAGGGACUGGGUGGCCAGAGCAGGUCCCAUGUACUUCCCACUUGUCAUGGGGACUACAUCAGAGACCGGGUUUGCCAGAGCAGAUCCAAACUACCCCCAGCUUGUCAUGGUGUCUACAUGAGGGAGUGGGUGGCCAGAGCAGGUCCCAACUACCCCCGGCUUGCCAUGGUGACUACAUCAGAGACUGGGUGGCCAGAGCAGGUCCCAUGUACUUCCCACUUGUCAUGGUGACUACAUCAGGGACUGGGUGGCCAGAGCAGGUCCCUACUACCCCCAACUUGACAUGGGGACUACAUCAGAGACUGGGUGGCCAGAGCAGAUCCCACAUACUUCCCACUUGUCAUGGUGACUACAUCAGGGACUGGGUGGCCAGAGCAGGUCCCUACUACCCCCAACUUGUCAUGGGGACUACAUCAGGGACUGGGUGGCCAGAGCAGAUCCCAACUACCCCCAGCUUGCCAUGGUGUCUACAUGAGGGAGUGGGUGGGCAGAGCAGGUCCCAUGUACUUCCCACUUGUCAUGAGACUGCAUCAGGGACUGGGUGGCCAGAGCAGGUCCCAACUACCCCCAACUUGUCAUGGUGACUACAUCAGAGACUGGGUGGCCAGAGGAGGUCCCAUGUACUUCCCACUUAUCAUGGUGACUACAUCAGAGACUGGGUGGCCAGAGCAGAUCCAAACUACCCCCAGCUUGUCAUGGUGUCUACAUGAGGGAGUGGGUGGCCAGAGGAGGUCCCAUGUACUUCCCACUUGUCAUGGGGACUACAUCAGGGACUGGGUGGCCAGAGCAGAUCCAAACUACCCCCAGCUUGUCAUGGUGUCUACAUGAGGGAGUGGGUGGCCAGAGCAGGUCCCAUGUACUUCCCACUUGUCAUGGGGACUACAUCAGAGACUGGGUGGCCAGAGCAGGUCCCAUGCACUUCCCACUUGCCAAGGUGACUACAUCAGAGACUGGGUGGCCAGAGCAGAUCCCAACUACCCCCAGCUUGUCAUGGUGUCUACAUGAGGGAGUGGGUGGCCAGAGCAGGUCCCAUGUACUUCCCACUUUUCAUGGGGACUACAUCAGAGACUGGGUGGCCAGAGCAGAUCCAAACUACCCCCAGCUUGUCAUGGUGUCUACAUGAGGGAGUGGGUGGCCAGAGGAAGUCCCAUGUACUUCCCACUUGUCAUGGUGACUACAUCAGAGACUGGGUGGCCAGAGCAGGCCCCAUGUACUUCCCACUUGUCAUGGUGACUACAUCAGGGACUGGGUGGCCAGAGCAGGUCCCAACUACCACCGGCUUGUCAUGGUGACUACAUCAGAGACUGGGUGGCCAGAGCAGGUCCCAUGUACUUCCCACUUGUCAUGGGGACUACAUCAGGGACUGGGUGGCCAGAGGAGGUCCCACAUACUUCCCACAUGUCAUGGUGACUACAUCAGGGACUGGGUGGCCAGAGCAGGUCCCUACUAUCCCCAACUUGUCAUGGGGACUACAUCAGAGACUGGGUGGCCAGAGCAGAUCCCAACUACCCCCAGCUUGUCAUGGUGUCUACAUGAGGGAGUUGGUGGCCAGAGGAGGUCCCAUGUACUUCCCACUUGUCAUGGUGACUACAUCAGAGACUGGGUGGCCAGAGCAGAUCCAAACUACCCCCAGCUUGUCAUGGUGUCUACAUGAGGGUGUGGGUGGCCAGAGGAGGUCCCAUGUACUUCCCACUUGUCAUGGGGACUACAUCAGAGACUGGGUGGCCAGAGCAGGUCCCAUGUACUUCCCACUUGUCAUGGUGACUACAUCAGAGACUGGGUGGCCAGAGCAGGCCCUACGUACUUCCCACUUGUCAUGGUGACUACAUCAGGGACUGGGUGGCCAGAGCAGGUCCCAUGUACUUCCCACUUGUCAUGGGGACUACAUCAGAGACCGGGUUUGCCAGAGCAGAUCCAAACUACCCCCAGCUUGUCAUGGUGUCUACAUGAGGGAGUGGGUGGCCAGAGCAGGUCCCAUGUACUUCCCAUUUGUCAUGGUGACUACAUCAGGGACUGGGUGGCCAGAGCAGGUCCCUACUACCCCCUACUCGUCAUGGGGACUACAUCAGAGACUGGGUGGCCAGAGCAGAUCCCACAUACUUCCCACUUGUCAUGGGGACUACAUCAGAGACUGGGUGGCCAGAGCAGAUCCAAACUACCCCCAGCUUGUCAUGGUGUCUACAUGAGGGAGUGGGUGGCCAGAGGAAGUCCCAUGUACUUCCCACUUGUCAUGGUGACUACAUCAGAGACUGGGUGGCCAGAGCAGGCCCCAUGUACUUCCCACUUGUCAUGGUGACUACAUCAGGGACUGGGUGGCCAGAGCAGGUCCCAACUACCACCGGCUUGUCAUGGUGACUACAUCAGAGACUGGGUGGCCAGAGCAGGUCCCAUGUACUUCCCACUUGUCAUGGGGACUACAUCAGGGACUGGGUGGCCAGAGGAGGUCCCACAUACUUCCCACAUGUCAUGGUGACUACAUCAGGGACUGGGUGGCCAGAGCAGGUCCCUACUAUCCCCAACUUGUCAUGGGGACUACAUCAGAGACUGGGUGGCCAGAGCAGAUCCCAACUACCCCCAGCUUGUCAUGGUGUCUACAUGAGGGAGUUGGUGGCCAGAGGAGGUCCCAUGUACUUCCCACUUGUCAUGGUGACUACAUCAGAGACUGGGUGGCCAGAGCAGGCCCUACGUACUUCCCACUUGUCAUGGUGACUACAUCAGGGACUGGGUGGCCAGAGCAGGUCCCAUGUACUUCCCACUUGUCAUGGGGACUACAUCAGAGACCGGGUUUGCCAGAGCAGAUCCAAACUACCCCCAGCUUGUCAUGGUGUCUACAUGAGGGAGUGGGUGGCCAGAGCAGGUCCCAUGUACUUCCCAUUUGUCAUGGUGACUACAUCAGGGACUGGGUGGCCAGAGCAGGUCCCUACUACCCCCUACUCGUCAUGGGGACUACAUCAGAGACUGGGUGGCCAGAGCAGAUCCCACAUACUUCCCACUUGUCAUGGUGACUACAUCAGGGACUGGGUGGCCAGAGCAGGUCCCUACUACCCCCAACUUGUCAUGGGGACUACAUCAGAGACUGGGUGGCCAGAGCAGAUCCAAACUACCCCCAGCUUGUCAUGGUGUCUACAUGAGGGAGUGGGUGGCCAGAGGGGGUCCCAUGUACUUCCCACUUGUCAUGGUGACUACAUCAGGGACUGGGUGGCCAGAGCAGGUCCCAUGUACUUCCCACUUGUCAUGGGGACUACAUCAGAGACCGGGUUUGCCAGAGCAGAUCCAAACUACCCCCAGCUUGUCAUGGUGUCUACAUGAGGGAGUGGGUGGCCAGAGGGGGUCCCAUGUACUUCCCACUUGUCAUGGUGACUACAUCAGGGACUGGGUGGCCAGAGCAGGUCCCAUGUACUUCCCACUUGUCAUGGGGACUACAUCAGAGACUGGGUGGCCAGAGCAGGCCCCACGUACUUCCCACUUGUCAUGGGGACUACAUCAGGGACUGGGUGGCCAGAGCAGGUCCCAACUACCCCCGGCUUGUCAUGGUGACUACAUCAGAGACUGGGUGGCCAGAGCAGGUCCCAUGUACUUCCCACUUGUCAUGGGGACUACAUCAGAGACUGGGUGGCCAGAGCAGGCCCAGCGUACUUCCCACUUGUCAUGGGGACUACAUCAGGGACUGGGUGGCCAGAGCAGGUCCCAACUAUCCCCGGCUUGUCAUGGUGACUACAUCAGAGACUGGGUGGCCAGAGCAGGUCCCAUGUACUUCCCACUUGUCAUGGGGACUACAUCAGGGACUGGGUGGCCAGAGGAGGUCCCACGUAGUUCCCACUUGUCUUGGUGACUAUAUCAGGGAAUGGGUGGCCAGAGCAGGUCCCUACUACCCCCAACUUGUCAUGGGGACUACAUCAUAACCUGGGUGGCCAGAGCAGAUCCCAACUACCCCCAGCUUGUCAUGGUGUCUAUAUGAGGGAGUGGGUGGCCAGAGCAGGUCCCAUGUACUUCCCACUUGUCAUGGGGACUGCAUCAGGGACUGGGUGGCCAGAGCAGGUCCCAACUACCCCCAACUUGUCAUGGUGACUACAUCAGAGACUGGGUGGCCAGAGCAGGUCCCAUGUACUUCCCACUUGUCAUGGUGACUACAUCAGAGACUGGGUGGCCAGAGCAGAUCCAAACUAUCCCCAGCUUGUCAUGGUGUCUACAUGAGGGAGUGGGUGGCCAGAGGAAGUCCCAUGUACUUCCCACUUGUAAUGGGGACUACAUCAGAGACUGGGUGGCCAGAGCAGAUCCAAACUAUCCCCAGCUUGUCAUGGUGUCUACAUGAGGGACUGGGUGGCCAGAGCAGGUCCCAACUACCCCCAACUUGUCAUGGGGACUACAUCAGAGACUGGGUGGCCAGAGCAGGUCCCAUGUACUUCCCACUUGUCAUGGUGACUACAUCAGAGACUGGGUGGCCAGAGCAGGCCCUACGUACUUCCCACUUGUCAAGGUGACUACAUCAGGGACUGGGUGGCCAGAGCAGGUCACAUGUACUUCCCACUUGUCAUGGGGAUUACAUCAGAGACCGGGUUUCCCAGAGCAGAUCCAAACUACCCCCAGCUUGUCAUGGUGUCUACAUGAGGGAGUGGGUGGCCAGAGCAGGUCCCAACUACCCCCGGCUUGUCAUGGUGACUACAGCAGAGACUGGGUGGCCAGAGCAGGUCCCAUGUACUUCCCAUUUGUCAUGGUGACUACAUCAGGGACUGGGUGGCCAGAGCAGGUCCCUACUACCCCCAACUUGUCAUGGGGACUACAUCAGAGACUGGGUGGCCAGAGCAGAUCCCACAUACUUCCCACUUGUCAUGGUGACUACAUCAGGGACUGGGUGGCCAGAGCAGGUCCCUACUACCCCCAACUUGUCAUGGGGACUACAUCAGAGACUGGGUGGCCAGAGCAGAUCCAAACUACCCCCAGCUUGUCAUGGUGUCUACAUGAGGGAGUGGGUGGCCAGAGGAGGUCCCACGUAGUUCCCACUUGUCAUGGUGACUAUAUCAGGGAAUGGGUGGCCAGAGCAGGUCCCUACUACCCCCAACUUGUCAUGGGGACUACAUCAUAACCUGGGUGGCCAGAGCAGAUCCCAACUACCCCCAGCUUGUCAUGGUGUCUAUAUGAGGGAGUGGGUGGCCAGAGCAGGUCCCAUGUACUUCCCACUUGUCAUGGUGACUGCAUCAGGGACUGGGUGGCCAGAGCAGGUCCCAACUACCCCCAACUUGUCAUGGUGACUACAUCAGAGACUGGGUGGCCAGAGCAGGUCCCAUGUACUUCCCACUUGUCAUGGUGACUACAUCAGAGACUGGGUGGCCAGAGCAGAUCCAAACUAUCCCCAGCUUGUCAUGGUGUCUACAUGAGGGAGUGGGUGGCCAGAGGAGGUCCCAUGUACUUCCCACUUGUAAUGGGGACUACAUCAGAGACUGGGUGGCCAGAGCAGAUCCAAACUAUCCCCAGCUUGUCAUGGUGUCUACAUGAGGGACUGGGUGGCCAGAGCAGGUCCCAACUACCCCCAACUUGUCAUGGUGACUACAUCAGAGACUGGGUGGCCAGAGCAGGUCCCAUGUACUUCCCACUUGUCAUGGUGACUACAUCAGAGACUGGGUGGCCAGAGCAGGCCCUACGUACUUCCCACUUGUCAAGGUGACUACAUCAGGGACUGGGUGGCCAGAGCAGGUCACAUGUACUUCCCACUUGUCAUGGGGAUUACAUCAGAGACCGGGUUUCCCAGAGCAGAUCCAAACUACCCCCAGCUUGUCAUGGUGUCUACAUGAGGGAGUGGGUGGCCAGAGCAGGUCCCAUGUACUUACCACUUGUCAUGGUGUCUACAUCAGGGACUGGGUGGCCAGAGCAGGUCCCAUGAAUUUCCCACUUGUCAUGGUGACUACAUGAGGGACUGGGUGGCCAGAGCAGGUCCCAACUACCCCCGGCUUGUCAUGGUGACUUCAUCAGAGACUGGGUGGCCAGAGCAGGUCCCAACUACCCCCGGCUUGUCAUGGGGACUACAUCAGAGACUGGGUGGCCAGAGCAGGUCCCAUGUACUUCCCACUUGUCAUGGUGACUACAUCAGAGACUGGGUGGCCAGAGCAGGUCCCAUGUACUUCCCACUUGUCAUGAUGACUACAUCAGAGACUGGGUGGCCAGAGCAGGCCCUACGUACUUCCCACUUGUCAUGGGGACUACAUCAGAGACUGGGUUUGCCAGAGCAGAUCCAAACUACCCCCAGCUUGUCAUGGUGUCUACAUGAGGGAGUGGGUGGUCAGAGCAGGUCCCAUGUACUUCCCACUUGUCAUGGGGACUACAUCAGGGACUGGGUGGCCAGAGGAGGUCCCAUGUACUUCCCACUUGUCAUGGGGACUACAUCAGAGACCGGGUUUGCCAGAGCAGGUCCCAACUACCCCCGGCUUGUCAUGGUGUGUACAUGAGGGAGUGGGUGGCCAGAGGAGGUCCCAUGUACUUCCCACUUGUCAUGGUGACUACAUCAGAGACUGGGUGGCCAGAGCAGGUCCCAACUACCCCCGGCUUGUCAUGGUGACUACAUCAGAGACUGGGUGGCCAGAGGAGGUCCCAUGUACUUCCCACUUGUCAUGGGGACUAUAUCAGGGACUGGGUGGCCAGAGGAGGUCCCACAUACUUCCCACUUGUCAUGGUGACUACAUCAGGGACUGGGUGGCCAGAGCAGAUCUCAACUACCCCUGGCUUGUCAUGGUGACUACAUCAGAGACUGGGUGGCCAGAGCAGGUCCCAACUACCCCCGGCUUGUCAUGGGGACUACAUCAGGGACUGGGUGGCCAGAGCAGGUCCCAACUACCCCCGGCUUGUCAUGGUGACUACAUCAGAGACUGGGUGGCCAGAGCAGGUCCCAACUACCCCCGGCUUGUCAUGGGGACUACAUCAGGGACUGGGUGGCCAGAGCAGAUCCCAACUAACCCCGGCUUGUCAUGGUGUCUACAUCAGGGUGUGGGUGGCCAGAGCAGGUCCUAUGUACUUCCCACUUGUCAUGGGGACUACAUCAGGGACUGGGUGGCCAGAGCAGGUCCCAUGUACUUCCCACUUGUCAUGGUGACUUCAUCAGGGACUGGGUGGCCAGAGCAGGUCCCUACUACCCCAAACUUGUCAGGGAGACUGCAUCUGGGACUGGGUGGCCAGAGGAGGUCCCUACUACCCCCAACUUGUCAUGGGAACUACAUCAGAGACUGGGUGGCCAGAGCAGAUCCCAACUACCCCCAACUUGUCAUGGUGUCUACAUGAGGUAGUGGGUGGCCAGAGCAGGUCCCAUGUACUUCCCACUUGUCAUGAGGACUGCAUCAGGGACUGGGUGGCCAGAGCAGGUCCCAACUACCCCCAACUUGUCAUGGUGACUACAUCAGAGACUGGGUGGCCAGAGCAGGUCCCAUGUACUUCCCACUUGUCAUGGUGACUACAUCAGAGACUGGGUGGCCAGAGCAGAUCCAAACUACCCCCAGCUUGUCAUGGUGUCUACAUGAGGGAAUGGGUGGCCAGAGGAGGUCCCAUGUACUUCCCACUUGUCAUGGGGACUACACCAGAGACUGGGUUUGCCAGAGCAGAUCCAAACUAACCCCAGCUUGUCAUGGUGACUACAUCAGAGACUGGGUGGCCAGAGCAGGUCCCAUGUACUUCCCACUUGUCAUGGGGACUACAUGAGGGAGUGGGUGGCCAGAGGAGGUCCCACAUACUUCCCACUUGUCAUGGUGACUGCAUCAGGGACUGGGUGGCCAGAGCAGGUCCCAUGUACUUCCCACUUGUCAUGGUGACUAUAUCAGAGACUGGGUGGCCAGAGCAGGUCCCAUGUACUUCCCACUUUUCAUGGUGUCUAUAUGAGGGACUGGGUGGCCAGAGCAGGUCCCAACUACCCCCAACUUGUCAUGGUGACUACAUCAGAGACUGGGUGGCCAGAGCAGGUCCUAUGUACUUCCCACUUGUCAUGGUGACUACAUCAGAGACUGGGUGGCCAGAGCAGGUCCUAUGUACUUCCCACUUGUCAUGGUGACUACAUCAGAGACUGGGUGGCCAGAGCAGGUCCUAUGUACUUCCCACUUGUCAUGGUGACUACAUCAGAGACUGGGUGGCCAGAGCAGGUCCUAUGUACUUCCCACUUGUCAUGGGGACUACAUCAGAGACUGGGUGGCCAGAGCAGGUCCUAUGUACUUCCCACUUGUCAUGGGGACUACAUCAGGGACUGGGUGGCCAGAGCAGGUCCCUACUACCCCCAACUUGUCAGGGAGACUGCAUCUGGGACUGGGUGGCCAGAGCAGGUCCCACAUACUUCCCACUUGUCAUGGGGACUACAUCAGGGACUGGGUGGCCAGAGCAGGUCCCAACUACCCCCAACUUGUCAUGGUGACUACAUCAGAGACUGGGUGGCCAGAGCAGGUC